Molecule: messenger RNA, 2805 nt
Organism: Penicillium canescens
Lineage: Eukaryota; Fungi; Ascomycota; Eurotiomycetes; Eurotiales; Aspergillaceae
Product: putative transmembrane glycoprotein
Exons: 1
Coding region: 1-2805 (934 amino acids)
Cellular component (GO): membrane
Molecular function (GO): calcium ion binding
Source: RefSeq, a predicted model, not a curated record
AUGGCGCUCUUUCUCAUCGCCCUGGCUUUUCUGUCAGUAGUCAAUGCAGCAGCUUUGACUGCUAAUUAUCCUAUCAACGCGCAGUUGCCACCUGUCGCGCGCGUCUCACAGCAUUUCCGCUUUGCGUUCGCCCAAAGUACUUUCUCUAACAGUGACAACGCCACGGAAUACUCGCUAUCAGAUGCACCAUCAUGGCUCAAAGUCAACAGCAGCACUCGUACACUCUCAGGAACACCAGACAUGGGUGACAGUGGCUCCAAAAAGUUCAGGCUCAAGGCAUCCAACGGGUCGGAGAGCGACAGUAUGGAAGUUACUCUAAUUGUGACAGCCGAUCAAGGACCAACUGUGAACAAGCCACUCGUGCCUCAACUACAGUCAUUGGGGCCCGUUUCAUACCCUGCGACUCUGUUCAUCCACCCCGGUCGCCCGUUCUCCAUCGAGUUUGACCCGGACACUUUCGACAAUACGCAUCCCUCUACGAUCUACUACGGAACCUCGCCGAACAAUGCACCGCUACCUUCUUGGAUCAACUUCGAUCCAGUCGCCCUGAAAUUCGCAGGAAACAGCCCAGCAUUUCCAGGAGCUGGGCCUCAGACAUUUACGUUUCAGCUGAUUGCAUCAGAUGUUGCUGGAUAUAGCGCGGCCAACAUGACUUUUGAGCUGGCGAUCGGUCCUCAUAUUCUGGCAUUCAACGAAACUGUCCAGACAUUCAACCUCACCCGGGGUGACAAGUUUACCAGUCCUAAAUUCACCAGCAUUCUGUCGAUGGACGGCUCGCCAACUUCGAGCACGGACCUGGCCAAGGUCGAUGCUGAACUGCCGGACUGGCUGGACCUGGACGAGGAUAAUGUAUCACUAAGUGGAACACCACCGAGUGAUGCCGUGAACCAGAACAUCACUAUUGCUGUGACCGACACUUUCCAAGAUCAGGCGAAGCUGAUGGUCCGCCUGGAGUUCCUCAAGUUGUUCCUUGAUACUGUCGAUGGAUGUGAAGCAGCAAUUGGCAAGGAAUUCAAGUUCGAGUUUAACCAGUCUAUCGUUACCGAUGACUCUGUGCAACUAGAUGUUAAGUUGGACAGCGAUUUGUCCUCGUGGCUCACCUACUUCCCUGAAAACAAGACGCUCUAUGGACAUGUUCCAGAAGAUAUGGACCCUAAGAAGUUUACCAUUCCUCUUACUGCACACCAAGGAUCGACUGAUGACACAAGAGACUUUGUGCUCGAUGUACUCAAAGAAUCGGACACACAUUCAAACCCCACGGAUCCGUUCUCUGAUUCCAGCAGCCCCAACCACAAGAAGGCUGGCAUUAUUGCUAUCUCCAUCGUCGUCCCGGUUGUGGUGAUCUUGAGUCUUCUGAUUCUCUUCUGCUGCUGGCGUCGUAGAAAGAGCUCACCCACAGUUGAAGAAGGACGUACCAACACCAAGCCGGCGCCUCCACGGCCAGUCAGACCGGAUGUACCCAAUUGCCACCCAGCCAUGUCGGAAAGACCUUCUCGUGACGACAACUCGGAAGACUGGAUGAGCCCUAUCUCGCCCGCAUCAGAUCUCCCCAAGCUUGAACUUGGACCAGCUUGGAAUGUGUCCUCUUUUGAUAAACAGGAGCACCCUAUCAGCUUCUCUAUACCUGAGCCUGUCGUCCCUCCCCGUUCUCCUAAACGAAACUCUCCCGUUCGUGGUGGUUUUGUCCCGCUGCGAGAGGUCAUCUCAGAGGACAAGCCAGUUCAUACCUCUCCUAGCAAGAAACAGAACAACCGUCUUUCAUAUACCACUACCAACAGCCCCGUCCGUCGCAGAUCCACCAACCGAACCCGACGCCAGCCCUUGAAAACCAUCCAGCCGCGAGCAAUGAAGCGAGAGUCUAUCCAAUCAUCAAAGUCGAAGCGAUACUCCAAACGUUCAAGUGGUAUUUCAUCCAUUGCUUCUGGACUACCUGUGCGAUUCAGCGGUGCCGGACAUGGUGCCGGUGGAUUCGGGCCUCCUGGACAUGGCGUCGUUCACAUGUCAUGGCAAAACAACAGAGCAUCCAUGCUGAGUGAUGAGGCCAGCACCACCAACAUCGGACCGCUAUUCCCCCGCCCUCCUGCUGCCGCCCGCAUGAGACACAGUAUGGCAUCCAGCAUCCCAGAGAACUACAAACGGGUCACGCUGCGAGCUGUGGAGCCCGAUGAGUCCACCAUCUCAGAGGCCGACUCCCUCGAAGCUUUCGUCCACAGCCGCGCCAAGCACCGCAACUCCUCCAACCCACUCUUCUCCGCUCAAAUCAGCCGCCGCACCUCAUCCGGUCUCCGAGCUCUCGAGCGAGCCCGCAGUAUCCGCAGCCGUGCCGACACAGUCUCAGUAUCAACCUUCAGCGAUGAGUACCGCCAAUCAAUUCAAGAGCGCCCGAUGUCCACAGCAAUCUCAGUCUCAGAAUACGGCGACGACAACCGCAUGUCCCACUACCAGAACUUGCAGACACCAGGCCUGUUCCCUCUUGCCGAGGGCAGCGCCAACGGUCACAGUCAGUUGAGUCUCGCGCAGGAUUACCGCGGUGUCAUCUCCCCACUACCUCGCUUUUGGAGUGAGAACAGUCUGAGCAGUGCUCGACAGUUGGAGGGCCAGCAUCGGUCUCAGAAAGUGAAUGAUGAUAAUGCCAUGCCGCAGAGUUCUUCCAUGAUCUCGGAUCUGGAUGAGCAUCUGCGCAAGGUCAGCCCUAAGAAGGCGGAUCCCCAAUGGCGGAUGUCUCCUCUAGAGCCUCCUCCGGUGAAGAGCGGAAGCAGCCGUGGUCUUCCUGUUGCCAGUAGUGGCGAGCUAGCCUUUGUUUGA